ACCCAGGCCGCGGUACAGCCUGGCGCUCAGCUGGGGCUGCUUUCCUGGAGGCGUGCGCUGGUGCAGGAGCCGCGCUAGAGACCGGACGCCUCCAGCAGGGCCCAAGAGGAGCGGAGGAGCGCCGAGCGCAGCCGCCGGGCUCGCCGCCGCGAUGUCAGCGCAGUGCUGUGCGGGCCAGCUGGCCUGCUGCUGUGGGACUGCAGGCUGCUCCCUCUGCUGUGGCUGCUGCCCCAAGAUCCGGCAGUCCCGGGGCACCCGCUUCAUGUAUGCGCUGUACUUCAUCCUGGUCGUCAUCCUCUGCUGCAUCAUGAUGUCCGAGACCGUGGCUAAGGAGAUGCGGGAGCAUAUUCCCUUUUUUGAAGACAUCUGUAAAGGCAUCAAGGCAGGCGACAGCUGUGAGAAGCUGGUGGGGUACUCUGCCGUGUACAGUGUCUGCUUCGGCAUGGCCUGUUUCUUCUUCUUGUUCUGCCUCCUCACCUUCCAGAUCAACAACAGCAAAAGCUGCCGGGCCUAUAUUCACAACGGCUUUUGGUUCUGUAAAUUCCUGCUGUUGGGGGCCAUGUGCUCAGGAGCCUUCUUCAUUCCAGACCAGGAGACCUUUCUGAAUGCCUGGCGCUACGUGGGGGCCGUUGGAGGUGUCCUCUUCAUAGGCAUCCAGCUCCUCCUGCUGGUGGAGUUCGCACACAAGUGGAACAAGAACUGGACUGCAGGUACAGCGACCAACAAGCUGUGGUACGCCGCUCUGUCCCUGGUGACACUCGUCAUGUAUUCCGUCGCCGCUGGGGGCUUGAUAUUGAUGGCGGUGUUUUACACUCAGAAAGAUGGCUGCACAGAGAACAAAAUCCUGCUCGGGGUCAACGGGGGCUUGUGCCUGCUCAUUUCAAUGGUUUCCAUCUCGCCCUGUGUCCAGAAUCGGCAGCCACACUCUGGGCUCCUGCAGUCGGGCCUCAUCAGUUGCUACGUCACCUACCUCACUUUCUCAGCUCUGUCCAGCAAACCCGUGGAAGUCAUUCGGGAUGAACACGGGAAGAACGUCACCAUCUGUACGCCUGACUUCGGGCAGGACCUGUACAGAGACAAGAACUUGGUUGUGGGACUAGGAACCACUCUCCUGGUGGGGUGCAUCUUAUAUUCAUGUCUGACAUCCACAACAAGAUCGAGUUCAGAUGCUCUGCAAGGACGCUACGGGGCUCCGGAGUUGGAAGUCGCUCGCUGCUGCUUCUGCUGUGGCCCGGAUGGAGAGGACACUGAGGAGCAGGAGAAUGUGAAGGAGGGACCACGAGUGAUUUACGACGAGAAGCGAGGCACUGUCUACAGCUAUUGCUACUUCCACUUUGUCUUCUUUUUGGCUUCCCUCUAUGUGAUGAUGACUGUCACCAAUUGGUUCGACUACGAAAGUGCCAACAUCGAAACCUUCUUCAGCGGGAACUGGUCCAUCUUCUGGGUCAAGAUGGCUUCCUGCUGGGUGUGUGUGUUCGUGUACCUGUGUCGGCUGGUGGCACCGCUUUGCUGCCCCUCCCGUGAGUUCCUGGUGUAAGACUCCGCAUGUCCCCUCGACUCAGCAGGACCUGUGGGCUGGAAGUGACACCCUUGGAACCAGGGCCCCCGACGGGCGCAGUGACGGGCGCCGUUCCCAGAGCUGGGCAUCCCUUUCAGAAGAUAAUCUUGAGUUGACUUUUUUGAUUCUGAAAUUUGAAAAGAAAUGAAGAAAACUUUUGUUCCAAAAGACUUGAGACCAAAAAAAAAAUUUAUUUUCUUUCAGCCAAAGUGAUGAGUGCUCACAUGAUAAUGUCCUAGGUGGGUCUUAUCCCUCAAUACUGUGAUCAUAGAUAGGAUAGCUUUAUCCUCUGAAUUUUCUUACCGUAGAGUUUGGGGUACAGCAUCUUGUCCCCGGGGUAAUGCUGACCUGGUGUGGCCUAUUGUUCCUACCCUUGGAACGGGGAACAUGCCAACAUCUGCCCCGAUAGAGGGGAUGCCCCUCGCCCUGCCUGCAGCUCCUGGUGUUCGGGGGCUAUCAGAGGAAGCACCUGCUUUGAAAGCUGCCACAUGCUGCUUCCUCCUGGCUUUCGUGAUGCUGGGAAUCACGGGCUUUGUUCUGCCCACCCCCUUCCCACAGGUCCCCUCUUCUUUCCUGAAUUCUGCCUCUUUAUUAGAAUGUGAAGAAGCACAAUUGAUCAUCACUACCCCUGUGGUCCCACCACUGAUCCUCACUAUCUAAGCCAAGAAUCAGGAUGAUUUCUGGUAUUCUUCAUGUGCUUCGAAAACCGCAUCCAUGUUUCGUCCUUCUGGACGGUGGAGGGCUAUAGUUCUGAGAUGUGUGUGCUGUUAACACUUUAGGACCUUACCUGGAAAGUGGCUUCAUGACUAAAGCCCACUAGACUACUUUUCUCAUUAAGGCCGCCCCCCUCCAUUUUUUUUCUACCUUGUAAAUUGGAAAAGCAAGAGAGACUUUGGUUUCCAUGUCUGUAAUAUAACUGCAUCGUAGGUGUCACUUAUGGGUGUUUUGGGGGAUGAUCUGUAGCACUUCGGAUGGGACUGACUCACCAGGAGAUUAUACAAAUUGUGGAAGUGACCAAAUCUAUUUAGAAGAAAAGCUGGGUGGAAGGAGGCAUUUAGUCACAAACAGUCCAAGACGUUGCCAUAAUACUUAACUGUAAAGGAAUACCCAAGAGAAAGUUGACUUUGGGCAGCUGUGUUGCCAUUGAGGUCAGGUCAGGAAAAUGCUUGCUCUGUGGGAGGUUUGCUUGGGAUCUCAGUGGAGACUGACAGGGACACCUUGAUAGUAGUUGGUGCAGGUUUGAAAGAAUCCAUUGGAGAAAGAGCUCACAGGCCCGUGUAUGGGCUUUGCAUGAGGAACAGUGCUCUCUGCCACCCAACAGCACCACCAGCUAUGGACCAAAAUAAGCGAGGUUGAAAUUUUAACUGCUCUGGCAGAAGGGGACUAAGAUCAAAAAGGCUUGGUCUGUAUUUUUGUCCUGCUGUGUGCUGAGCUCCUGCAUGCCAAAAUGCCACCAUGAGAGAUUAGAUUCUUCAUUUCUGCCUGCUCCUUUGCUGUCCUUGCUCCCCCCCCCCCCCAAAAAAAAAAAAGAGGAACAAAUACAAUGAAUGGAUUCCCUAAGGAACUAACCUUAUUGACAGUGUUGUGAGUCAGUAUUUAAACACACUCAUUGGGUAUGUGGCCGAGCACCUCUAGUAAAGUUGGUCCCAGGUCAGUUUUUGAUUUCCGGACCUGGAGCCCUCUUGAGUUUGGCCAUGAAGCCCACAUGUGGAGUCCUAAAAUGAUACACCACCCCAGUGAAGGCAGGUAUGGGGGGCUGCUGUGAGCGCAUGUGCACCGCAGACCAGAGGGGUUGCAGGAGCAAUCACACAAAGAGGGUCUGGGACAUCAUGCGUGGUCUGGUGGUGUUUGCUUUCUGCUGGUUCUAGCUGGGUCUCGCUGUGGCCCUUGCAGCAGGUCAAGGGCAAACUGAUGUACUUGGCCCGUGUGUGUCUCCCUCCUCCUUGGAAAGUAGCUCAGGAAACCCAGAGGCCAGGACCUUGCCAGGCACAGGACUCAGUACCGUGUGCCCGUCAAGUUCCUUUCGGGAAGUUGGGGUGAUCCAACCAGAGGAGAUCCAGUCAUUCUGAUUUUUAUUCUCUGCUGAGUUUUAAGGCAAGUUGGUUAGGGCAGAGAGAUAGCAUAGUGGGUGAGGCGCUAGGUUUAUCCCCUGCACUGCGUGUGGUUUCCCGGAGCUUGGCCAAGAGUAACCCUGAGCACAGAGCCAGGAGCGCUGCUGGGUGUAGCUCAGAAACCAAAUGAAAUUGGAAACUGUAAAGUACAGCAAGUCUUACCAUGAAUGAGAGAAAGAUGUGGCUAUGCUCUGAGAAGUAGACAUUGAGAACCUGGCUUUAGUAAUUAUUGUAAUACACAACGCUCAGGUUUUGAAAAACCUACAUUUUUGUGCUUGAGCGACUUAAAAACUGGAAAACGGGGCCAGUUGCUUGGAGGUGCUAUCAUGGUGGUGUUUGUCUCACUGAUCAUCUUUUUAAAUGGGUUUUUGCUUUUUGUCUGCGAUUUGAAAAGUGUGUUCCUGACAGCUGCUGGUCAGACUCCUUUUGUGCUGAAAGCUGAAGUUUUUUGUUUUUGUUUUUAGAAAUUGUGUGUGCUUCAUCUGGGGUAGGGACUUUUCUUCUUCUUUUUUUUUUUUUUUUGAAUAAAAACACUAAAUUCGGGGUGGGGGUGGGAUAACAGGAUUUUUCUGGGAAUGUGAUUGUAUAUAUACCCGGAUGUGUCCCCUGGGCUGAAGACAGACUCUGAAAGCCCUCCUUGACCCUUUUGGGUUAUAUUUUAAUAAUAAUGGGAACAAGUUGGUUUUGAUUUCAUCCUCAUAGUUUCUUGGGAAAUGGCUUGAAGAAUUCUCAGCGGUCUGUGGCACUCUCUUAUACAGGGGGGAGGGUGGGACUCCUGGGCGUCCUCAUCCUGGAGCCCCUCCCGAGAGGCCAGCCCAGAGCGCUGUGUUGCUUACAAGUUGUUUGUGCGUCUUCAGAGGCUCCUACAGGCCAGCUGACUCUGUAGUGCUGAUUCCUCCUGUCACCCAUUGCCUUCUUGAAGAUUGGGUACUCAAUUUUGGCUACAAGUUUGCCACCAUUGGUGCUUCACGAUAACCCUGCAAAGGGAAUUCCAGACUAUUUUAGCUACCUGGGCCUUUCUUUCCCUUUGCUGCCUUUCUCAGCAACAUCUCAUGUUGGUGUCCAUUCGUGUCCAGCCCCUCUUGGAAGGGAAAGAGGGUGUGACCCCCAGCUAAGGGUGCGAACUUGGGGCUGAGACCAGGUUCAUCCCAGGCCCUAUUUAAUCAGGGACAGUGCAGGAGCCACAUCCUCACAGAAAUCUGGAAUUCUUUAGUCCUUCCUCCUUCCUUUGCUAAUAGGACUAACCCCCUAUGGCUUUGUUCUUAAGGCAACCCUUUUUACUACAUUUGUUAAGCCCUUAGACAUUUUAAUCUAGUCAAAGAUGUCUAAUAUUGACCCUUCACAGGCUCAGAGAGCUGUUUACAUAGGUCUUCAGAACUAACCUGGCUAUUCUAAACAUCUUCCUCUUUUAUUCUUCUCUGCAAAUUAUUUGCAGAGGUGCAGUAUUUUUGAAGUUGGGGGGAGGGGCAGGGAGGGUGGCUAUUUGGCUUUACCAAAGAGGUGUUUGGUUUUUUUUUCUUUUUCUUCUUCUUCUUCUUCUUUUUUUUGUGAAAGUGAAUUUCUUUUAGGAAAAAAAUUUAAUUGGGGAAGGAUGGAUUAAGAAAUGCCCAACCUACAGAAGUUUAAUCGUAUUUAAGUGGGCGACUUGUUGAUAGACUUCUUAAGGCAAUCCUUUGUAGUAAAGGAUCCUGGGAAAUUCUCUCAGGUACAGAAAGCUUGGAGAAGAUGGGUAAUAUAUGUCUUGAGAGAUAUUUAUAAGAAAUUUAAGAAGAUUGUUGUUUUCCUUUAUUAAAGAUUAUGUUUUUUUUUUUACUUUGAAAAAAAAGCCACAAAAGUUUUAUAGUCAUAUAAUUUUUUUUAACUUCUCUGAAGUAAUUAGCUGUUGCCAAAUUAGGUUGUUAUGUUUUGCUGUGUAAGAAUUUAAAAAUAUAAUUUUACUGUUUGAAAUUUUUAAUGAUCUUGGUUAUGUUUAGAGUUUUGAUAACUUUCAAUAGGUAUUUUUUCCCUUUAGUCACAGAGGCAAACUGUGGGUUUAUAUUUGUUUUUUGUGUUUUUGUUUUUGUUUUAUUUUUUGAGUGCUAAUUUUUUUCAAUACAGCAUUAGAAGUUGACCAGACUUUUCUUAUGUAGAAAACUGAAAACUUGUUAACUCUGUAUCUUAAUAAAAAUGAAAA
Sorex fumeus (smoky shrew) is the source of this 5842-nucleotide messenger RNA. RefSeq names its product serine incorporator 5 (gene SERINC5). NCBI's taxonomy places the organism in Eukaryota, Metazoa, Chordata, Mammalia, Eulipotyphla, Soricidae. The coding region runs from base 152 to 1537 and encodes 461 amino acids. The record is from RefSeq and is a predicted model, not a curated record. The transcript has 12 exons. Gene Ontology annotation, cellular component: membrane.